Messenger RNA from Durio zibethinus, 1664 nucleotides. Lineage: Eukaryota; Viridiplantae; Streptophyta; Magnoliopsida; Malvales; Malvaceae. The record is from RefSeq and is a predicted model, not a curated record.
UAUUCGGGAAACCCUAAAUUCAGGAUUCAAUAAAUUUUUGUUCGAUUCUUAGGAAGCAAAUAUUGAGAAUCACAAACUCUUCCUUCCUCGGUAAACAGAGGGCCAAAAAGGAAAAAAGGAAAAAAAAAAAAGAAAAGAUAGAAAAUGGGGAAGUACAUGAAGAAAGCAAAGAUAACAGGGGACAUAGCAGUGAUGGAAGUUUCUCAUCAGUCAACCUUGGGUUCCCGUACCAGAGCUGCUAAAACCCUAGCUUUGAAAAGACUCAAAAAAACAAACCCUUCUCCUUCACUAGCCCAAGCUCUUGGUUCAAACCCAGAUAUCUCUUCCUUCUCUUAUCUUCAGCUAAGGAGCCGCAGGCUGGAGAAGUUGCCUUCCCCUGUUUCUAAUGAAACCAAACAGAAACAACAGGGGAAAGAGAGUGGUUGUAGAGAUGAGAAGAAGAAUUGUGAGGAGAAAAGUGAAGGGUGUUUUGGGAAAAACAGGGAAAUAGUUGUAGGAGUGGGGCUUUUCUGUGAAACAGAGGAGGCUCCUUUUGGAGAGAACAAUUUGGAUUUUGAACUCAGAGACAGGAGCACUAGAGAAAGCACACCAUGUAGUUUGAUAAAGGACUCCGAAACCACUGCAACCCCUGGUUCAACCACACGGCUGAGAAGCUCCCCUUCAGCUCACCGAAGGGCAACGAAUGAUGUGCAGAGAUUAAUCCCAACAACACUCGAAAUGGAGGAAUUUUUUGCUUGUGCAGAACAACUACAACAGGAACAAUUCAUUGAGAAGGCAAGUAUAUAUAACUGAUGAGAGGACGACCACCGGCAAAUUAAUGCUGGAGCGGUGAAAAGAACAAGAUUAAAACCAAAGAAAGCGUACAAGCCAUGCCUAAUGGACUCUGCAACAGUCCGUAACACCAUGCUCCAGAAUCCAGCCAGCAAGGUACAAGUUGGAAUGACGCCUAUCCCAUAAGCAGGCUGCUUGGCUGUUCAACUAUCUCGUCUCUCAACCAAAAAACAAAACAAAUUUAUCUACAGAAUUAACCAAAAAAGCAGAGUUGACAGUUGAUAGUUUACUGUCUCGUUUUGCAUCAAACAAAAACCAGUACUGUAGGUAGGUAAUAAAUUCUCAGUGAACUGAAAGUUAAGCAUUCAGACAUGUAUUGUUUAAGAAAUCAGAGAAUUCCCACCAUCCAAUUCAUGGCAUAGAAUAGUAAUAUUCCUGUUUCUAAGAAUUAGCCAUCUUUUCUGGUUGUUUAGUAAUUGUUUCAAUUCCCAAAUCAGAUUUAGUUUUUUAGAAAAAGAGUUGACAUUUUGUGGAUUAUUUCACGGUUUUGCAGGAUCAAUAUGGGCUGUGAUGUAAGCCCUUUUCUUUUUUAUUUGGUUCUUGCUUCUCGUUUAUAAGCAAACGGUAUUUCUUUUUUCUACUCCUGGAUGACCAGAAAAGUGCUUGGCAGGCUUGCUUCCAUCUCUUGUAAAUACAAUAAAAGGACAGGUAGGAACUGGAAAGGCAAACCAAUAAUGAAGGUUCAUGUAAAUAUAUCCAUAUCAUAAUAAGUUAAUAGAGUGCCAGCAAGGAACAAAUGCUGCAACCAUUGCGAUUUACUGAUUUACAAUUCAAAUGUAUUACUUCAGAUGCAGUCCAGCACCCUUCUCUUUACAAAUUAAAAAAAAAAAAAA